This is a messenger RNA of Patiria miniata (bat star), 2720 nucleotides long. Its product is annotated as zinc finger protein 226-like. Bases 210 to 1580 code for a protein of 456 amino acids. NCBI's taxonomy places the organism in Eukaryota, Metazoa, Echinodermata, Asteroidea, Valvatida, Asterinidae. The record is from RefSeq and is a predicted model, not a curated record. The transcript is spliced from 2 exons.
UACUCGACCCAUGACCUCGAAAGGCAGUCGUUAUAUGCACAAACGUAACGUGGAAGAUUUGGGACAAUCUCUUUGUAGAUUUCUGUAGGAAAUUACAGAAUGAACAGACGUCUAGAGAUCUACGGAAUGUAUUAGUGUUCCUGGUAAUAAACGAAAUCCCACUUGUGUUUUAAGCUGCAUAUCAUCAUUGAAAGCCUGCAACAGCUACAAUGAGUGUCACAAAUAAAAGCAACAAGAAAAAGGUUCAACCAGAGGUCAAACAAACGAGAAGCAACCGACAAAAGCAUCUGAGAGUCAACUAUAACGAAGCAUUUGCCUGUGAGAUUUGUGAAAAGAAAUUCACACGGAAACGUCAACUUCAGCUUCACGGGAGGGUCCACGCGACUGAGAAACCAUUUGCUUGUGACUUUUGUGGCAAACGCUUCUUAUUUAAAUGUCUUCUCCAAGAGCAUCAGAGGGUCCACACUAAAGAGAAACCAUUUGAUUGUGACAUUUGUUGUAAGAGCUUCGCAAGAAAAUUUUCACUAAAAAUACAUCAGAGGGCCCACGCUAAUGGGAAACCAUUUGUUUGUGAGACAUGUGGCAAAUGCUUCUCUCAGCGUAUCCUUCUAGAGUCACAUAAGAGGGUCCACACGGGUGAGAAGCCAUUCCUUUGUAACAUUUGUGGCAAGGGCUUCUCAUCUAGAGCUGGCCUGCGGGCACAUAAACCGAUCCACACUAAUGAGAAGCCAUUUGUUUGUGACAUUUGUGGUAAGGGAUUUGCAUGGAGAAAUAGCCUACAGAUACAUCAGCAGGUCCACACUGAUGAGAAACCGUUUGUUUGUGACAUUUGUGGUAAGGGCUUCGCAUGGACGAGUAGCCUACCAAUACAUAAGCGACUCGUCCAUACUAAUGAGAAGCCAUUUGUUUGUGAGACAUGCGGCAAACACUUCUCACAGAAAUGUCGCCUACGAAGUCAUCAGAUGAUCCACCAAAAUGAGAAACCAUUUGUUUGUGACAUUUGUGGCAAAGACUUCAGAUACAGUAAUAGACUACGGGAACAUCAGUGGGUCCACACUGAUGAAAAACCAUUUGUUUGUGAUAUUUGUGGCAGGGGGUUCUUGCAGAAAAGUAUUCUGAAACAACAUCAAUCAGUCCACACCAUAAAUGAGAAACCAUUCCUUUGCGAUAUUUGUGGUGCAGUCUUCUCAAGGAAAGGUGGCCUUCAAAUACAUCAGAGCGCGGUCCACACACAUGAAAAACCGUUUGUUUGUGAAAUCUGUGGCAAAUGCUUCUUACAAAGCGGUCAUCUUAAACGGCAUCACAGGGUCCACACUAAGGAGAAACCGUACGUUUGUGAUAUUUGUGACAAAGGCUUCUCAACUAGUGGCGGCCGAAUCAAACAUCAGCGGAUCCACACCAAUGAGAAACCGUACGUUUGCGACACAUGUGGCAAAGGCUUCUCAACUAGUGGCAGCCUACGUCUACAUCAGCGGAUCCACACUAAUGAGAAACCAUUUGAUUGUAACAUCUGUGGUAAGGCCUUCUCAAGAAAAAUCUUGCUCCGAAACCACCAGCGGGUCCAUACUAAUCCCGACUAAUGACAGACCAUUAAUGUCUGUGAAAUUUGUGACAAAGGCUACUAGUGGCAGCCUACGUAGACAUCGGCGGAUCACACAGUCUUAUGAGAAACCAUUUGAUUGUGACACCAUUUGAUAGUGACAAUUGUGGUAAGGUCUCAAGAAAAUUCUUGCUCCUAAACCAUCAGCGGAUGUAUAUUAAUCCCGACUCAUGACAGACCAUACCUAUAUUAUCUAUGUUGGUUACACAUUCUACGUUUGGCAUUCCGUUAUAUAUAGGCCUAUAUUUUGUUUGCAUUUUUUUAUACUCACUGUACAGGACCGUGGAUAAUGGGUGAUACUCAGACUAGUCUCAGCCAAGGCGGAGUCAUCUUUACUAAAUCCUGACAGCAUUUCAUUCCCCAAUUAGGACUAUAAGUUUGAUUGGUCAAUUCGAAUGCAGUGUUUUGUAACACAACAAACGGCCGGGCAUAGAUUUAUCAAACCCAUAGCAAGCUUGGCGAGUAUCCGUAUAAUAUAUAGCGCGCGACCACAGCCUUUGUUUGCAGUGUCUUGUUUUUUUUUUAUCACGUCUAUGACGCGAUAACGGGUGAAUUACUGAAAACCCGAUAUAGAAAGCGCCCGCGGACUCUUUUUGAUUGGUCGAAAUCUAGAGGUCAAGAGGCGAUUGUCUUCAAUCAGCGAAUCUGCUCACAUGUCAUAUACCAUGGCUCUUCGCCAUGAUCUAUUACAUUUAUAUCGAGAGGGGCCUUCGUGAUAGAAUGGAUAGCGUGUCCAGCUUGGGAGAGAAAUUUUGUCAUGGAAUUGCUUUUCUUUUUACUUAGUUGUUUGUCAAAUGUAUAUUAUUAUUAUGCUUUCAAGAGUUUUGAUUGAUUUUAAUGGUUCUGACGAUUACUUUUAGAAAGUUCAUGAGCAGUCUAAUGUUUGACUUGGUUCAAAAUUCUCUAACUGGUAAAGUACAUGAGUGAUUUGAAUGAUUCUUGUACAUGUACUAAAGAAAGUUUUGUUUAUAUUGCACUGUAAUAUUUCAUGGUUUUCCUUGCAGAAUAAAUAUUUUGAUUUGGUUUUUUUUUUUUUUUAUGUAGAUGAUUGUAAGUCUGGACGUUUUAUCAAAUAGUUUCUUUUCAUAAAUAUGGUUUGCUUGGAAAUUGAAAUAUCGUU